AUCUGAUUCUGAUAUAGUGAAGAGAGAAUAGAGAAGUAACAAUCGGUGAAGUAGAUAUGGAUCUUUUCUCAUCGUCGGCUUCGAUUGCGCAGAGAACGUGGGAAAUCGAGAACAACAUUCACUCCUUGGAAACUCACGUUCCAUCAUCAUCCUCUUCGGCGGCGGACUCAUCUGAUUCGAUCUUCAAUUACGACGAUGAGGCUCAGAACAAGGUCCUCAGGGAGAAGCCAUGGACUAACGACCCUCACUACUUCAAGCGUGUCAAGAUCUCCGCUCUCGCUCUUUUGAAGAUGGUUGUUCACGCCCGCUCCGGCGGCACCAUCGAGAUCAUGGGCCUUAUGCAAGGAAAGACUUACGGAGACACCAUCAUAGUCAUGGAUUCGUUUGCUCUCCCUGUUGAAGGCACGGAGACUAGGGUUAAUGCCCAGGAGGACGCUUAUGAGUACAUGGUCGAAUAUUCCCAGACGAACAAGCAGGCAGGAAGGUUAGAAAACGUAGUUGGGUGGUACCAUUCACACCCUGGUUAUGGUUGCUGGCUUUCUGGUAUCGAUGUUUCAACGCAGAUGCUGAACCAGCAGCAUCAGGAGCCAUUUCUGGCUGUAGUGAUUGAUCCAACUAGGACAGUUUCGGCUGGAAAGGUUGAGAUAGGGGCAUUUAGAACAUAUCCAGAUGGCUAUAAGCCAGCUGAUGAUCCUGUUUCAGAAUAUCAAACCAUCCCCUUGAACAAGAUCGAAGACUUUGGCGUACACUGUAAACAGUAUUAUGCACUGGAUAUAACAUAUUUCAAAUCAUCACUUGACUGUCACAUCUUGGAUAUGUUAUGGAAUAAGUACUGGGUGAACACUCUCUCCUCAUCGCCUUUGCUGGGAAAUGGAGACUAUGUAGCUGGACAAAUGUCUGAUUUGGCUGAAAAGCUAGAGCAAGCUGAAAAUCAUUUGUCACAUUCACGAUUUGGGCCUCUUAUAACUCCUUCUUCUUCAAGGAAGAAAGAGGAAGAAAAUGAACUUGCGAAAAUAACUAGGGACAGUGCAAAGAUAACGGUUGAGCAGAUUCACGGAUUAAUGUCACAGGUUAUAAAGGACAUACUAUUCAAUUCAGUUAGACAGCCCAGCGGUGGCAGCAGCAGCAGCAGACACAGUUGCUGUGAACAUUCUUCUGGUCCUGAACCUAUGGUUGAAACCUAAUCAAAAUCCUCAAUGGAUUAGCAACUCUGUUUCUGACAUAUAUUUUCCUCUCUCUUUAAACCCCUACCCUAAACCUUGACGUUUUUUUGCUCUCUGUGAAUUGAAGAAAGCUAAGGAUAUUCAGCAGCUUAUUCUCCCAUGGGUUUACUUUGCCAAUUGCUUUUGCUUAGGUAUGUUUGAUACAAUUCA
This is a messenger RNA of Impatiens glandulifera, 1373 nucleotides long. Its product is annotated as COP9 signalosome complex subunit 5b-like. Gene Ontology annotation, molecular function: deNEDDylase activity; metallopeptidase activity; protein binding. Gene Ontology annotation, cellular component: cytoplasm; COP9 signalosome. Gene Ontology annotation, biological process: protein deneddylation. The coding region runs from base 57 to 1184 and encodes 375 amino acids. Lineage: Eukaryota; Viridiplantae; Streptophyta; Magnoliopsida; Ericales; Balsaminaceae. The record is from RefSeq and is a predicted model, not a curated record. The transcript is spliced from 6 exons.